GAGAAUAUGUGACUAUGCCCAUGUGGAUGUCAGAUGUCAACUUAGGUGUUUUAACAAGCAAUCUACCUUGUUUUUUGAGACAAAGCCUCCCUGGGACCUGCGACUUGCCAAUUAGGCUAGGCUGGUGGCUAGUGAGCUCAAGGGAUCCACCUGUCUCCACCGCUCUAGUGAUGGAGUUACACGUGUAUGCAUCAUCCUGGACUUUUAUGAGUCCUUGAACUUGAACUCUGAUCCUCACACUUAUGCAGCAAACACUUUACUAUCUCUAUAGCCUCUCAUCUGCUAUGCUUGCAUCUUGGCUUUUCCUGUCUACUUAGUGACAGUCACAGAAAUCCUCUUCCUACUAUGGAAGUCACAAAGCUAUUAUUGUUAAGGAGCAGAUUUGGUCAUGAACAUGUAAACAUAUGGGAGAGAAUAAACCAUUAAAUCCAACAUGCCUAGAAAUCCUGGAGGAUGGCAGGAGACCUGUGGAGCAGCCUCAGACCUGCAGAUAUGUGACUGGCAGCAACUCACCAUCCCAUCAACCCACUAAUUUUUCUGUGAAAAUAGAUGGUUGCUGUGAUUUGGGAUAUCAACCAGUGAAACAAGGUCAUUCUCUCUCUGGUUUGGAGCUUCUUCCUGGUGCCUGGGGCAGAACUUGGCACACAGUAGACAAUCGUUAAGUGUUUAUUAGAAGGGAUGAUGAAGGAAUACCCUUUCCACCGUGUGCUGUGAGGAAUAGAUGGGGAAUUGGGCAGGACCGGAUUUGAUGGCAAGCAGCGGAGUCCAGUUCAAACGGCAUUUACAGUCCCACUGACACGCAGAUGGUGGCAGCAUGAUUUCCAACCUCUCCUUUUGUUGGCUGUCAUCUUGUCGUUGCUAGAGGGCAGCUGUAGCUCCAGACACCACAUCCACAUUCCAGGCAGACGGCAGGGACAAAAAGCAAAAGCAAACAGGAAGCAACAGUAACUCGUCCUGGCUUUCAGGAAAGUGAAGAUUUCCCGAUGCGUAAGAGCACAUUUCUGCUGUGGCUUCCCUCGUGGAGAACUGGUCACGUGAGCAUCCCAGAAGUUAAGGGGCAUGGGAAGUCAGCAUCCCUUCAUCCAGACUCCACAGCUGACAGCCUGAGACAGCUUGAAGGAAGCCGGUGACUGUACAAGUCAAAAGUCCCUCAAGCUUGUAGCCAAGUCAUUGCCAAGGACUCUAUCAAGGACACUGAGAUGGAAACACCAGGCGAGCCGGCAGCCAAUCUCGGGCAGACCCUGGAAUGGCUGAGGAAGGAGCUGGCUGAGAUGCAGAUCCAAGACCAGCAGCUGCUGCUCUCACUGAGGCAUCUGCAGAGCCUCCUGGAGGAGCUUCAAGCCGAAAGCACCCACUGGGAGGAUACAAGGUCCAGCAGAAACACAUCGCCUUUCCGAGCUAGACUGGGCUCAGAGGGCCGGGGCUGCCAGCCUGUGUUGGGGGAAGUGGUCCAGCUUCUCCAAGGGGAAGAGAGCAGGCGAAGCUCCCUUCCUUAACCAGCCAGAGAGGGUACUCAUCAAAACCCUCCCACCUCGAGUGUAAAUUUUGUGUCUGCUGUG
Molecule: messenger RNA, 1559 nt
Organism: Peromyscus maniculatus bairdii (prairie deer mouse)
Lineage: Eukaryota; Metazoa; Chordata; Mammalia; Rodentia; Cricetidae
Source: RefSeq, a predicted model, not a curated record